UGAAGAAUCCCAGACAUGACAGCAUAUAUUGGUCUACUGUGUCUUCUAUAUUUACUGAUCACCCUUGUACUGUCCAUAGAUAUUAUAUACCAUGUCAAUGAAGAAGGCAGUCCUCACACCUAUAUAGGAGACAUUGCUGUUGACUCUAACUUAUCACACCCUCUCACACAUCAACAACACACUCUCAUUACAUUUACACAACUACAAAGGACAGUCGAGAGUGGUUCUCACUUAUUUAAUGUCACCAACUCAGGAAAACUAUACACUACUCAGACACUGGAUGCUGAGUCUCUGUGUACAUACAACAAGGAAUGUUCCAGAAUAGUUAAGGUAGCAGUGAGGAAAGAAGAAACUUUUAUGAAAAUUCUCAAAAUAAAAAUAUUAAUAGAAGACAUUAAUGACCAUUCUCCAGAAUUUCCGAAGAAUGAAAUCACAAUAAAGUUUUUAGAGAGAGAUUUUAAAGGUACUAAAAUCACUCUUCUAAAUGCCAUUGAUGAAGAUAUUUCAAUAAAAAAUUCCCAAAUUACAUAUAUGAUUAAGAAAAAUAAAAGAGAACCAUUUUCUCUCUCUGUUACAAAACAGAAGGGUAUUUUCAUACCUGAUCUCAUUCUAGAAGAUAGAUUAGACAGGGAACUCAAAGACUAUUAUAUGUUGAAACUUGAAGCUAAAGAUGGAGGGAAUCCACCAAAAACAGCUACACUCAAGGUACACAUAUCUGUGACAGAUGUUAAUGAUAACACACCUGUAUUUCCACAGGAAAUCUACAACAUCUCUGUAAGUAAUUCACAUCAAAGACAUUUACCAAUUCUUACUUUAAAAGCCACAGAUCAAGAUUCUGGAGACAAUGGAAAGAUUUCUUACCAUUUCAACCAUAAAACAUCUCGAAAUAUCCAGAAAUAUUUUGUAUUAGAUAAGAACACUGGAGAUUUGUUUUUACAUGAUAAUUUUCAGUUUAAUAAAAAGCAGUCUUAUAAAUUGUUUGUUGAAGCAAGAGAUGGAGGAAAUCCACCUCUAAAGUCAGUAACCAGAGUUCACAUUUAUGUGAUUAAUAACCAGAAUACUGCUCCAUUGAUAAAUAUAGAUUUUGUAUCUCCUUUAUCAGAGAGUUCAGCAGCAGUUUCAGAAGCAAGUAAAAUUGGUAGUUUUAUAGCUUAUGUUAUGGUCACUGACACUGAUAGUGGACCUAAUGGUGAGGUUAUCUGUGAUUUAAAACAUGAUAAAUUUAAACUUGCCAAAAUUGAUUCUAAAGAAUAUAAAAUGAUUGUUAAGGGCCCUCUUGACAGAGAAAUAAGGGACCACUAUAAAGUAUCUAUUGUGUGUCAUGACAUGGGGUCACCUCAACUAGAAAGUAAAAAAUAUUUCUCUGUCAAAGUAACUGAUGUCAAUGAUGUAGAACCACAUUUUACCAAAGAGACAUUCCAAUUCCUCACCUAUGAAAACCAGAAAGUUGACUUCCCUAUUGGCUUCAUCAAUGCUACAGACCCAGAUCUUGGAGAUGGAGGCCAACUUACAUAUUCUAUCAUCAAUGAUAACAACAAUGAUAACAUUCCUUUCCAACUGACAAAAUAUGGAUUUAUUUCUACAUCACAACCAAUAGAUCGAGAAAUGAAAGACAUCUAUAAGUUCAAGGUUUUAGUGAAAGAUAAUGGAACACCUUCUCUCAAUGACACUGCCAAUAUUGUUAUUGAGAUUCUAGAUAAAAAUGAUAAUGCUCCGUAUUUUACGUUUCCUAAUAAUGACCCUUACAAUCUCGAUGUCCACUACCAUCCACACAGUAAGAAGGACAUCACAAUUCUGAGAGCAUCUGACAAAGACACUGGAAACAAUGCUUUCCUCACAUAUGGAAUACUGAGAUCCAAUGAUAAAAACCUGUUUACAGUGAACUCACACACUGGUGUGUUAUCUUUCUCUCGCACAGUUUACCAAAAUGAUGCAGGAACAUAUGAGCUGCAGUUUAUAGUGAAAGACGGUGGUACUCCAGUUCAAUCAGCAACAACUGCUAUCAUACUAACACUGUUUGUUAGUAAUGAUACAUCUCCAAUGUUGACUGCUGUGCCAUUCCAGUCUGGUCACGACCUGAAUAUGACUUGGGUAAUUAUCAUUGUAGCAGCAGCUGUAAUACUAUCUGUGGCUAUUGUAGUGUCCAUAACACUGUGUGUUUUCAGAUGUAUUAAUCACACAAAUAACUCACCCACAACAGCAGAGAAUCCCAACUUUCUCUCUCAGACUGAGAUGAGACAAUUACUGUAUCAGACUAACAAUCCUGUUGCAAUAACGAGAAAUGCAGAAGAGAUAUUUAACCGAAAUCUUCAGACAAUAAAAUCUAAAAGUCAGUUUUUUCUGGAGAUGGAACAGACACCAGAUGAAUGGAAAUUCUCAACAACACAAAGGAGACUUCCACCUGUGCCUCAGAGAUGUGAUUCAAUCCAUAGUCAAGAACGUCGUACCAGUUCCAUCAUGUCUUACAACAGUGACACCUUAACAUCCCAAAAGGACAGAGAAGCUAGCAAGAGUAAUGGCAAGACUAAACCAUACGAUGAGAUACCUGCAGAACCAGAAUAUACCAAUGACAAUCCAGUGGCAGCCACAAUACUAAAGGGACAACAAAUACAAGAUACCUAUCUACAGCCAACAUAUACACAAUUAUAUUUCAAAAACACCGAAGUCUAUUUGUGUCUCUGGUGGUCUACUCAGCUUAUUGAAACAUUCAAAGCUUUCUUCCUUUCCAAAGAAUGUCAGGCUGUUAGAAACACUAAUUUGUCUGCAAAAAUUCCAGACAUGACAGCAUAUAUUGGUCUACUGUGUCUUCUACAUUUGCUGAUCACCCUUGUACUGUCCAUAGAUAUUACAUACCAUGUCAAGGAAGAAGGCAGACCUCACACCUAUAUAGGAGACAUUGCUGUUGACUCCAACUUAUCACACCCUCUCACACAUCAACAACACACUCUCAUUACAUUUACACAACUACAAAGGACAGUCGAGAGUGGUUCUCACUUAUUUAAUGUCACCAACUCAGGAAAACUAUACACUACUCAGACACUGGAUGCUGAGUCUCUGUGUACAUACAGCAAGGAAUGUUCCAGAAUAGUUAAAGUAGCAGUGAGGAAAGAAGAAGCAUUUAUGAAAAUAUUAAGAAUUAAAAUAUUAAUUGAUGACAUCAAUGAUCAUUCUCCAGAAUUUCCACAGAAUGAAGUUGAAAUUGAAUUUCUCGAAAGCCAAUUUAAAGGUACUAAAAUCUCACUUUUAAAUGCUAUUGAUCAAGAUAUUUCAAUACAGAAUUCUCAAAUUACAUAUAUGAUUGAGAAAAGAAAGAGAGAACCAUUUUCUCUCUCUGUCACAAAACAAGAUGGCAUUUUUAUACCUGAACUGACUUUAGAAGGAAAAUUAAACAGGGAACUCAAAGACUCAUAUAUCUUGACCCUGGAAGCUAAAGAUGGAGGGAAUCCUCCCAAAACAGCUACACUCAAGGUACACAUAUCUGUGACAGAUGUUAAUGAUAACACACCUGUAUUUUCACAGAAACUCUACAACAUCUCUAUAAGUAAUUCACAUCAAAGACAUUUACCAAUUCUUACUUUAAAAGCCACAGAUAAAGAUUCUGGAGACAAUGGAAAGAUUUCUUACCAUUUCAACCAUAAAACAUCUCGAAAUAUCCAGAAAUAUUUUGUAUUAGAUAAGAAAACUGGAGAUUUAUUUCUACAUGAUAAUUUUCAUUUUAGUAAAAAGGAGUCUUAUAAAAUAUUUAUUGAAGCAAGAGAUGGAGGCAAGCAACCCAAAAAAUCUGUUGCAGCAGUUCAGAUUCACGUAGUCAAUAAUCAGAAUAAUGUUCCAUUGAUAAAUAUAGAUUUUGUAUCUCCUUUAUCUGAGAGUUCCACAGCAGUUUCAGAAGCAAGUAAAAUUGGUAGUUUUAUAGCUUAUGUUAUGGUCACUGACAAUGAUAGUGGACCUAAUGGUGAGGUUAUCUGUGAUUUAAAACAUGAUAAGUUUAAACUUGCCAAAAUUGAUUCUAAAGAAUAUAAAAUGAUUGUUAAGGGCCAUCUUGACAGAGAAAUAAGGGACCACUAUAAAGUAUCUAUUGUGUGUCAUGACAUGGGGUCACCUCAACUAGAAAGUAAAAAAUAUUUCUCUGUCAAAGUAACUGAUGUCAAUGAUGUAGAACCACAUUUUACCAAAGAGACAUUCCAAUUCCUCACCUAUGAAAACCAGAAAGUUGACUUCCCUAUUGGCUUCAUCAAUGCUACAGACCCUGAUCUUGGAGAUGGAGGCCAACUUACAUAUUCUAUCAUCAAUGAUAACAACAAUGAUAACAUUCCUUUCCAACUGACAAAAUAUGGAUUUAUUUCUACAUCACAACCAAUAGAUCGAGAAAUGAAAGACAUCUAUAAGUUCAAGGUUUUAGUGAAAGAUAAUGGAACACCUUCUCUCAAUGACACUGCCAAUAUUGUUAUUGAGAUUCUAGAUAAAAAUGAUAAUGCUCCGUAUUUUACGUUUCCUAAUAAUGACCCUUACAAUCUCGAUGUCCACUACCAUCCACACAGUAAGAAGGACAUCACAAUUCUGAGAGCAUCUGACAAAGACACUGGAAACAAUGCUUUCCUCACAUAUGGAAUACUGAGAUCCAAUGAUAAAAACCUGUUUACAGUGAACUCACACACUGGUGUGUUAUCUUUCUCUCGCACAGUUUACCAAAAUGAUGCAGGAACAUAUGAGCUGCAGUUUAUAGUGAAAGACGGUGGUACUCCAGUUCAAUCAGCAACAACUGCUAUCAUACUAACACUGUUUGUUAGUAAUGAUACAUCUCCAAUGUUGACUGCUGUGCCAUUCCAGUCUGGUCACGACCUGAAUAUGACUUGGGUAAUUAUCAUUGUAGCAGCAGCUGUAAUACUAUCUGUGGCUAUUGUAGUGUCCAUAACACUGUGUGUUUUCAGAUGUAUUAAUCACACAAAUAACUCACCCACAACAGCAGAGAAUCCCAACUUUCUCUCUCAGACUGAGAUGAGACAAUUACUGUAUCAGACUAACAAUCCUGUUGCAAUAACGAGAAAUGCAGAAGAGAUAUUUAACCGAAAUCUUCAGACAAUAAAAUCUAAAAGUCAGUUUUAUCUGGAGAUGGAACAGACACCAGAUGAAUGGAAAUUCUCGACAACACAAAGGAGACUUCCACCUGUGCCUCAGAGAUGUGAUUCAAUCCAUAGUCAAGGACGUCGUACCAGUUCCAUCAUGUCUUACAACAGUGACACCUUAACAUCCCAAAAGGACAGAGAAGCUAGCAAGAGUAAUGGCAAGACUAAACCAUACGAUGAGAUACCUGCAGAACCAGAAUAUACCAAUGACAAUCCAGUGGCAGCCACAAUACUAAAGGGACAACAAAUACAAGAUACCUAUCUACAGCCAACAUAGUAGAUGUUCCAUGACUAUUGCUA
Molecule: messenger RNA, 5423 nt
Organism: Octopus sinensis (East Asian common octopus)
Lineage: Eukaryota; Metazoa; Mollusca; Cephalopoda; Octopoda; Octopodidae
Exons: 8
Coding region: 16-5400 (1794 amino acids)
Biological process (GO): homophilic cell-cell adhesion
Cellular component (GO): plasma membrane
Molecular function (GO): calcium ion binding
Source: RefSeq, a predicted model, not a curated record